UCAAGAAAAUGAUAGAUAUACAGCUGGUUGGAUCAAUUCCAGACCUUUGCACAAAUUGUACAGAACAGCAAAUCACAAUGGAGUCUAGGAUAAAUCUGGUAAUAUAUGGAAUCCUGGGCCCUGUUGUUAUUUUGUUUGGUUUGGCAGGAAAUCUACUGAACGUUAUCGUUUUGUGCAGAGAUGAAUACAGUGAUUUUAUGUAUAUGUACAUGAAGGGGCUGGCAGUGGCAGAUAUUGGAUACCUACUCAUGGCGUUGCAGAUGUGUAUUUUUCAAGCAACCCUAGGAGAUAUGAUUACCUCUGAGGCCCUCGGUAUCUAUCAGUAUCAGAUUCUUGGCCCUUUAUGGAACGCAUUUCUGGCGACCAGCGAUUUCAUCGUCGUUUGUAUGACGAUAGAUAGAUACAGAUAA
This is a messenger RNA of Eurytemora carolleeae, 410 nucleotides long. Its product is annotated as probable G-protein coupled receptor B0563.6. The transcript has 7 exons. Bases 9 to 410 code for a protein of 133 amino acids. Gene Ontology annotation, molecular function: G protein-coupled receptor activity. Gene Ontology annotation, cellular component: membrane. Lineage: Eukaryota; Metazoa; Arthropoda; Copepoda; Calanoida; Temoridae. Gene Ontology annotation, biological process: G protein-coupled receptor signaling pathway. The record is from RefSeq and is a predicted model, not a curated record.